GGCCGGCGCGUGGCGGCCGGGGCUUUGCCGUUGGGGCGGCGGGGCCCGGGAGGCCGUGGUGCGGGGCUUCCCGCGCAGCGCCUCGCGGGCCGCGGAGGCCGGGGAGUCGCAGCAGCGUCGUGUUGGUGUGUUCGGGCGACUGUGUGCUUCCUCGAUCACCCGUGCAGCUCUCCGGGCUCCUGAGACAGUCUCCUCGCUGGCUGGUUCUGGUUCGAGCAGCGCUCGGGUGGCAGAGUGUAUAGAGGAAGCGCUGCAAUUGUGGCCACACCUGCCAGGAACCACAGCAGAAAUGGAGCGGUCAUUCAUGUUGUGCAGUGAAGAACAAGAUCCAGAACCACAGCGGAGUUUACAAGCACCCAGUCAAGCCCACGAUGAGGAUGCGGAGCUCAUCUUUGUAGGGGCGGAGCAUGUAAAUGAAGAUGCUGAACUGAUAUUUGUAGGAAUGACUUCAAAUUCAAAACCAGCCAAAUCAAACAUUCUGAACAGAGUCACCCCAGAUUCAUGGUUAAAAAGAAAGCAUGAUGGGCUUAGAAAAUGCACUACUCAAAGAUUGCGGCCCUCAAGUCCUGCUGUACCCAUAUCGGAGACGGUGGUCGUGCUGCCGGCGUCUCCGGCUGAAUCAAGAUCAUCAGAUAGUCCUAUUAUUAUUGAGCCUUUGUCCGAACCUGAUUAUAAAAGCGAUUUGCCACAAGUUGUGCCUAGUAGCUCUUCAAAGUGUAGUUCGCCUUUGGCUACACUCUCAGGUUCGAAGCGUAGCCCAGCGAGGGCGGCCCUUUCAGGAGGAGAGCUGAAUGAAAGUUUGUACGUAUCGCCGUGCCAUUCUACUUCUAAAGGAAAUGUCGUAAGCCCUGGACGGAAUGUUGACAUUGUAGAACCUUCUUCAGCUUUGUCCCCUUCAGGUACUGUGCACCAUACCUCAAAUCCUCAGCAGAAGAGAACCACCUUUGAUGUUCCCCACUCAUCAAACCAUUUUGUGAAUGGAGCCCGUCUCUCAGAGGACUCUGUCCGUGCUCAGCCUCACCAGGAAAAUGGAUUGGCUGAAGCAGACUCUCCAAGUCUAGCAAGUCAAGAGGCCUUUGACCCCAAGAAAGGAAGUCUGACCCUCUUACUUAGUGACUUCUAUUAUGGACAGUAUCAAGGAGAUGGGCAGCCAGACCAGAAGAAGACUCACACAACCUUUAAAUGCCCCAGCUGCUUGAACUCUCUAAAAAAUAUUAAAUUUAUGAGCCACACCAAACAUCAUUUGGAACUGGAGGGGCAGGGGAGUGGCGGCUGGGGGAGCCACACUGCCUGCCAGCACUGCCACCGGCAGUUCACCUCCCCUGUGCAGCUGGAGUGUCACGUGGCCUGUGUCCACACGGCUCCAGACCCUUCCAGGGUCUGCAGGAUCUGUGAGUUGUCGUUUGAGACCGAUCAAGUUCUUCUACAGCACAUGAAGGACACUCAUAAGCCCGGGGAGAUGCCCUAUGUGUGCCAGGUCUGUAAGUACAGAUCGUCUGUCUUUGCGGAUGUGGAGACACACUUCAGGAAGUGCCAUGUAAACACUAAGAACUUACUCUGUCCAUUUUGUCUUAAAGUUUUCAAAACUGGGAUGCCAUACCUAAGCCAUUACAGGGGCCACUGGCAAAGGACUGGUCACCCGUGCUCCAAGUGUCGGCUGCGGUUCUUGACCUUCAAGGAGAAGAUGGAGCACAAGACCCAGUGUCACCAGAUGUUUAAGAAGCCUAAGCAGCUGGAAGGGCUGCCUCCCGAGACGGAGGUCGUGAUUCGGGUGUCCCUGGAGCCUGUCCAGUCAGAGUCUGUGAAGGCUGCAUCAGUUGUUGUGAGCAUAACUGACUGAGAACCAGCUUCCCCCAGAUCUCAAGGCAGACCUGCGAAACCAUCCCAUUGGUCCUAUGCCGGAACCCAGAGCCCUUCGUAGAGACGAGAACACACCAUACAUUGUUGUUCCUUAGUGCAAAAAAUGAUGAACUGAUGAAUAAUCGGUUUUUCUUCAAUUCGGUGGUAAUGGGGAGUUCUUGUUUUCAUGUUGUGAGGGUUUGUUUUGUUCUCUUUUAGUGCUGGGGCUGCAUCUAAACCUCACAAUAAGCAAGUGCUCUGCCACCCCAUUCCCCAGUCGACAGCAUAUUUGAAUGAACUGUGAGCAUUACUUAAAAUCCAUCUGCUUUUCUUGUUAAGUGUUUGGUUUAACACAAGGAAGGUGUGUGUAUCUGUAUCCACGUGAGUGGAAAACAGAUUAAACUUAAUUAUUAGUAUUUCAUGUAAUGUCUAAGAUCGAGAGCUCUUCCACAUCAGAGUUUGGAGUUUGAUGGGGCUAACAAGGCCCCGCCUCUCCCUGAAGAUCUAUAGGCAGUUAAUGUUCGCUACGGGAAGGAGAGAGACUUUUUUCUUUUCUGGUUUGAGAGACAUCUUCAUAAGUGGUAUAACAUGGGUAAGUGGACGGGCACACAUUGAUUCCAGCCUUGAAGCCAAAGAAGGAAUCCUGGCCAUGCGAAUAUCCAAGGAGGCCAAGCCAUUCCUGUAAAGUGCCGGCAUUUUGUGAAAGACCUCUACAGACAUUAAGAGCACAGCUGUGUGUCCUCAGCGCUGAAGCAGCAACAGUAAUUAGUAAGGUGGGAACUGUUGUCCACCGACUUCUAUUGCUUGAUGCCUAGGGUAGUUGGAUCCAUUCACUCUUUGUCCCAUCUUGGCUAGCUGUGUUUGAAGAAUGAACUGGCCAUAUUCUUCCUUUCCUGGGGAAAGAAGCGUUGGCUUUUAUAGCUUGAAGUGUAUUGAUUCCAGUAGCAGUGGUUGCUAUAGGAAGGAGAGAGACUUUUCCCCCCUGUUUUGAGAAACAUUUUCUUAAGUGGUGUAGCAUGGGUAAGUGGCUUGGGCUGAACUUAGUUCUACUUUCAAGCUGUAAUAGGAACUUGCCCAAUAGUACUGGACAUAGCGCGCCACACACACACACACACACACACACACACACACACACACACAGCAAAAACAAAAAACCCAGGGUGACUAGAAAUUAAGCCCUCUACGUAGUGUUUUCAGUACAUUUUCAGUACGUGUGUUUUGUGGUAAUUGAACAUGUGAAGCUUGCGGUUUGGUGCCGUGGUGCUUUUUCCCCCUUGGUGCUAGGGAUUAAGCCCAGAGCCUUACAGGUACCAGGUAAGGGCUCUGCCACUUAACUAGAUCCCUAGUCACAAUUUGAACCUUGCUUCGUAUUUAAGUGACCACAGAGCAGUGUUCCCUUUGUUGUAUGUGUAAUUUCCCAAUUGACCACACUAAAACUGCUUGGGUCUUACUUGAAGCACUUCAGUGUGCAUGACAUGUCCUAAAUGAAGACUUGUCUUCUCCCAUGUAGUAUGUCGUACUGCUUAGACGGCCACUGUCUAUGGAGGAACAGCCCUUCAUAGAACUGUAGACACCCCCUGGAGACUGGCCUUCAGCAGCUUCAGUAGCAUUGGCCAUUUCUGUAAAUUUCCAGGGCUGUCUCCUUGAGUCGGGCCCAGUGCCGCCUACUGUUCUGCUCCUCCAUCUCCAGCCCGGACGACCAGUGGCUUCUGUCCAUCCCUCAAGGAAGGAGUCUGGACGCCUGCUGGUUAUAGUCACUGUCUGGGAAAAUCUCUUGAGUUUCCUGUUCCUUUCUUUAAAGGUACCUUAUCUUGCUGGUUGUGGUAGCACACACUGGUAAUAACAGCUCUUGGGAGGCUGGGGCAGGUGGAUCUGGAGUUCAGAGUCAGCUCUGGCCUCUUCAGUGAGUGUCUUUUUGGGACAAGGCACACUAACUUUUCAUCUUGUACCUUUCCUUUAGGUGUAGAAAGUGUGUUUGUCCCAUUUGUUCAGGUGGAGAACCGCGCUGUUUCUGAAAGGAAUCUGCAGACUUCUGUACUGUCUUUGGUAAAAAUAAGCCACCUUAGACCUGUGCUUAGUGUCGCCAGCACUGUUGCUGUAGUUGCUGUUUCAGUAAAUCAUGCUCCUGAGGAGCACAGGCCGUUGUUUACUGCUAAGGGAGGCCCAGCGCUCGGUCUCCUGCCCACCUGUCUCCCUGGGCUGCCAUGCUCCUGCCGCUCUCCUCGCUGCUUCGCUGUUCUGAUCUCUUGGCCUUGUCAUUCCUCUAGUAAACUCCCGUUUCUUCUUCCUGAUGCAAAGGCUGCACAGCUGCUCUCUCGUCACAGUGCUUUCCCCUAAGCCUGCAUGGCUUGCUACCUCACAUGUGCUCUGUUAGAUUACGCUCGUCAGGAUUUCGAGAGGGACUGGAAACUCCCCUGCUUGUGAAGUCCUGCUUAUUCCUUCUCUCUGAAGGCAGUUUACCUCGUGUUGCACCUUUCUUCCUUCUGCUGUCUAGCUGAGUUUCCUAGUCACAGAACUUGAGGAAGAAAUCACUUCGGUUCUGUCGUAGAAGUGAGCUAGCUUAAGUCCAUUUCUGUGCCUAUUACACAAAGAAGUAUAGUGAGCUGAGUCUUUCAGAAGCUUUCUGUUUUAUAUUGAUAGCUCUAUUUUUAAAGCAAUGUCACUUUGUUUUGUUUGUACGUGUAUUAAAUUUAUCUGUCAAGAUUACUAUUUUGUUACUCAGAAGUUUGUUGCUUGUUCUUUCAAAUAAAAGUCAUUAUUUUGUUAAUGUUGCCAAAGUUAUUUAUAAGAAAUAGCAACUAAGGAAAUAAAACAUUUUGUGAAAA
Meriones unguiculatus (Mongolian gerbil) is the source of this 4664-nucleotide messenger RNA. RefSeq names its product zinc finger protein 280B. The coding region runs from base 290 to 1840 and encodes 516 amino acids. The transcript has 3 exons. Gene Ontology annotation, molecular function: RNA polymerase II cis-regulatory region sequence-specific DNA binding; DNA-binding transcription factor activity, RNA polymerase II-specific. Gene Ontology annotation, biological process: regulation of DNA-templated transcription. The record is from RefSeq and is a predicted model, not a curated record. NCBI's taxonomy places the organism in Eukaryota, Metazoa, Chordata, Mammalia, Rodentia, Muridae.